AUGAGCGAACAGGCAAAGGGUGGGCGAACGGAGAUAGCAGUAGUGGAAACGCUAGAGAUGGUGAGGAAAAGACGAAAGGAGAAGCGGCUGAAUAGGUGGAAGAGACAAGACAGAAGAGAGAAGAAGUGGUUGGUGGUUAUAGUGCUGUGGUGCCACAGUAGAAGAAGAGGGGAUCGCCACCACCGGGGCAGAGGCUCGAACGCAUGUAGGAACAUGGCCGCAUCCAGCCCCUGCCUCCCUCUAGAGGUUGGCAGCAGCGCAAGAGGCGGCACAAAGGGAUCCUGGAUACGCGAGUCAGUAUUACGGGAGAAGGUCGAGGUUGGCCGGAUUGAGGAGUGGUCUCGGUGA
Messenger RNA from Atta colombica, 348 nucleotides. RefSeq lists its product as uncharacterized. The record is from RefSeq and is a predicted model, not a curated record. The transcript is spliced from 4 exons. Bases 1 to 348 code for a protein of 115 amino acids. NCBI's taxonomy places the organism in Eukaryota, Metazoa, Arthropoda, Insecta, Hymenoptera, Formicidae.